Molecule: messenger RNA, 720 nt
Organism: Mangifera indica (mango)
Lineage: Eukaryota; Viridiplantae; Streptophyta; Magnoliopsida; Sapindales; Anacardiaceae
Product: protein TOPLESS-RELATED PROTEIN 2-like
Exons: 4
Coding region: 53-301 (82 amino acids)
Biological process (GO): regulation of DNA-templated transcription
Source: RefSeq, a predicted model, not a curated record
GCCAAUAGGUAUGACUGGGAUGGAUUAUCAAUAAGUUGAUUCAGAGAAUUUGAUGAAGCGUAUCCGCACUGGCCAAUCUGAUGAGUCUGUAGUGGGGACAAAUGUUGGUGACAUUAGCCUUUGGGAGGUGGGAUCCCUGGCAAGGCUAGCACACAAGUCUUUCAAGGUUUGGGACAUGUCAGCUGCUUCAAUGUCAUUGCAGAUGGCUUUGUUGAAUGAUGCUCCAAUAUCAGUGAAUAGGAGCGUUUGGGGGCUGAUGGACUUAUGCUUGGACCCAAGUUUAUGUAAGAAAGAAGGCUAGAACCUAAGCAAAGGGAAGAGAGGGAAGGGCAACAGGAAGCAAGGAUUCUGGAGCUCGACACCAAAUUGAAGCAGAUUUAGUUAAGGAUUCACAACAGCUCAAGAAAAGGGCAAUAACUGAAUUAACGGUUCAACAGAAUGAGGGGACCACGGGUACAUUGAAGAAUGACGUGGCAGGAGCUGAAGAUAGAAGUGAAUUGGAGGGAAAAGAGCGUUAUAUGCAGCGGGAAAGAAAAGGAAAGGGAUUAAGCAGAAAUUGAGGAAAUACAGGGAAUUUAGGGGGAGAUCCAGCCUCUCGGGUGCUGGGGUUGUAUUGAGUGCUGAGGGUAGGGUUGUAUUCUGUAUUAAUGAUUUGUAUCAGUAUUAUUGUUGUGGAAUAGUAGAGACCAAUAAUAAAUACAAGAUUUCCUUUAAUCAUAA